This is a messenger RNA of Folsomia candida, 1300 nucleotides long. It is a transcript of the gene eIF2Bbeta, whose product is annotated as translation initiation factor eIF-2B subunit beta. The record is from RefSeq and is a predicted model, not a curated record. Lineage: Eukaryota; Metazoa; Arthropoda; Collembola; Entomobryomorpha; Isotomidae. Gene Ontology annotation, cellular component: eukaryotic translation initiation factor 2B complex. The transcript is spliced from 8 exons. Gene Ontology annotation, molecular function: translation initiation factor activity; guanyl-nucleotide exchange factor activity. Gene Ontology annotation, biological process: translational initiation. Bases 137 to 1231 code for a protein of 364 amino acids.
GGGAAGUCAGACUUCACACAGACACACGAUUACACAUAGUAGUCAAUAAUAUUGACUCAUCGUCAAUAUUGCAUAAUAUUUAUUGUUGUGAUUCUUAUUAUAUAUUAUUUUUGAAUUUUUGAAGUUAUCAGUGAAGAUGACGACCACUAUUUCGACCGCAGAUGGAGAGAAGGUUAUGGAAGAUAAGGCUUACAUUGAAGCCGCCGCACUACUUCAAAUACUGGAGAUAUCAUUAAAGCGAGGAACAUACUCUAGUUCUCAUGAGCUGGCAACGAAAACCCUACAAUUAAUUGAGAAAUAUGUGCAGUCAACAUCAUGGAGGAAUGCCGAGGAAGUUUUGAGGUGGUUAAAAAACACUUCGGAACGAUUAACAAAUGCUGCUAUCUCGGAGUCAGCUUCCUCUAAUAUGAUUCAUCGCCUUAUAAAAAUUAUCCAAGAAGAAUUUGCUGCAAAGAAGAAGAUUGAAAAUUCGGCAUCGUCUAACUUGCCUGCUCAUGCUCCUUCAAGGCUAGAUUCAACGGAAUUGGGAAUUGUAGAUUUUACGGAAGAAGUACCCGAUCUACGAUCUGAUAUUUUAAAUGCGAUUUUAGACUUGUCGGCCGAACUUGAAUCAAGCGGCGAAAACAUUGCCGAAGAUGCGGAAAAGCAUAUCCAUCAACAAGAUGUCAUCCUCACCGUGGGAAAGUCUCGAACUGUUGAAAAAUUCCUUGUAAAAGCAAAGGCUAAGAAGCGACGUUUUGAAGUCAUUGUUGCAACGUGCGGUCCAUUUUAUACGGGAAGAGAAAUGGCGGCACAGCUGAAGAAUAGAUAUAAAAUACCGGUCACCUUAAUGGAAGACACCGGCGUGUUCAGUGUCAUGUCCAGGGUUAGCAAAGUUAUCAUUGGGACUCAUACAAUUCUUGCUAAUGGAGGCCUCAAGGCAAUUGCUGGAUGUCAUCCAAUCCUCUUGGCUGCAAAGCAUUAUAAUGUACCCGUACUCGUUCUUGCUCCAAUUUACAAGUUGAGUCCAGAUUACCCAUCAUCCAAUAACGUUAAGAUUGCGAAUCGUUUUGUUUCUCCUGAAAACCUGGUCAAAUAUGAAGAUUUGCAAGUAAUGAACAAUGCCCACGUCUAUGCUACAGUUUUCGACUAUGUGCCUCCAGAGUUGAUCACUCUUUUCAUAUUCAAUAUAGGCAGCCACUCUCCAUCAUACAUAUAUCGUUUACUACACGAUACUUACCCACAACAAUGACUACCUGUUGUAUUGCGAUUAUAACAUAAAUAAAUGGACCAACCUGUAAAUUGGUUUAUCAGUGCUUUA